AUGUCCAAGUGCAGCCGCAGAGGGCGCUUGACCAAACACACUAAGUUUGUACGAGACAUGAUCAGGGAAGUCUGUGGCUUUGCUCCCUAUGAGAGGCGUGCUAUGGAAUUGCUGAAAGUGUCCAAAGACAAACGUGCUCUGAAGUUCAUAAAGAAAAGGGUUGGCACUCACAUUCGGGCCAAGCGAAAGAGGGAAGAGCUUAGCAAUGUCCUGGCAGCCAUGAGGAAGGCCGCUGCCAAGAAGGAUUGAGCUGUACAAAUUUGUGUAAUUCAGUAAAGUUUGUUCAAAAAACUCCA
This is a messenger RNA of Alligator sinensis (Chinese alligator), 296 nucleotides long. It is a transcript of the gene RPL36, whose product is annotated as ribosomal protein L36. Bases 1 to 249 code for a protein of 82 amino acids. The record is from RefSeq and is a predicted model, not a curated record. Gene Ontology annotation, biological process: cytoplasmic translation. The transcript is spliced from 5 exons. Gene Ontology annotation, cellular component: ribosome; cytosolic large ribosomal subunit. Gene Ontology annotation, molecular function: structural constituent of ribosome. Lineage: Eukaryota; Metazoa; Chordata; Crocodylia; Alligatoridae.